UAUCUGAUAGCUUUUUUGAGGAUUCUUCACAUCCCAACACUUGUUUCUCUGAGUAUUUUGUCAUUUUGCACCAUUCUCUUUAAAGGGAUUGUGAUGUUUAUUAUUUUUUUGCUUUUUAUGCUGUCAUUGAGAACCUUGAUGCAUUGCCAUAGUGGUCAUGAACUUCAUUAAAUGCAAGCCUGAAAACUCAAUUGUCCUAUACAUUAUGCAUUUAUUGCCCUCAGUUGUUUUCAAUUUGACUCAUCCCAUCACUUCACUUCACUUGAUCUUUUUACUUCUGCAACACUCCAACUCUUAUUUUAGAGUGAGAGUUUUAUUAUUAUUGUUGUGGUGAUGAGGCACUAGUAGUAGAAGUAGUGGUAGUGAAGAUGGGGAAAACACCAUGCUGUGAUAAACAUGGAGUGAGAAGAGGUGCUUGGACUCCUGAAGAAGAUGAAGCAUUGAUUGAAUACAUUAAGAAACAUGGCCAUGGAAGUUGGAGAACAGUUCCAAAGCAAGCAGGUGCAAGUUUGAAUUCCCUGUGUCAUUGCAUUUCCAUUUCUUCUUUUUUGCUUUCUUUUCUUUUCAAGUGUGGAGUUUUUUAGAACUUUUUGAAGCUAGAAAAAAAAACAGAAAAACCAAGUGGGGUGUCUUAAAAUUGCACCAACUCAAAUUCUUGAAUUUAACUGGUCAAGUCUUAGAUGAAUAUAACUUUUAUACCCUUGAGAAAUGGUUCACAGAACCAUGUAUAUCUAAGUAUCUAACUAUAGGUCCUAAAAAUUGGUUAAAUGUUGUAUGAAAAAAUGAACAAACAUGACACAUUAUAUGAUUCUGUUGGUGAACUCUAAUCUUUAAACUUGCCACUAACUAAGGUCUCCUGAGAUGUGGCAAAAGCUGUCGUCUAAGGUGGAUAAAUUACCUUCGCCCUGACAUAAAACGUGGUCCAUUUACAACUGAAGAAGAGGGUACAAUUAUUCAGCUUCAUGGCAUGCUUGGAAACAGGUACCUCACAUUAUGAGUUAACAAAGAACAAUAAUAGUGCUUGAAUGAAUGAAUGAAUGAAUUCUAGUUGAUUCCUUUAUUGUUGAUUUCUUCAGUUUCAGCAUUUAUGUUGCAAUUCCAUUAUGCUUGUAAUGUUACAUUCAAUUUGCAUGUAAAAAAACAAAUACUUUUUAGGUGGGCUGCUAUAGCAUCCCAUCUUCCAGGAAGAACAGAUAAUGAAAUCAAGAACUUUUGGAACACGCAACUGAAGAAGCGCCUGCCUCGAUCCUCUUUCGUGCCUGAUCAUAACAAUGUUAAAUCUGAGUCUCCUUCUACGCGCCAUAUGGUGCAAUGGGAAAGUGCAAGAGUUGAAGCUGAGGCAAGGUUGUCAAUGGAAUCCUCAUUGCAUAAUUCAUUCUCAGCAAGUGAAUCAUACCAGGAUCACUUUCUCCAACUCUGGCAUUCUGAGGUUGGACAGUCUUUUCGCGUGAUCAAGGCGAAAGAAGAAGGAGCAGUUGUGACUCAGAACCUUGUGUCACAAGCAUCAUUAUCUUCGUCCAAAUUGGAGUCGAGUUCUGAAGUCUCAUUGAAGUUGAAGAACACAGAAAGCAGUUUCUUUGCUGACAUAACACAUGAACAACAAAAAAGUAGCUCUAAGGCAAAGCUUGAAGAUGGUGGCACGGCCGAGUCGAGUUUAGGCUAUUAUGAAUUUCUUGAUACUUCUGAUUCUUCAAUAAAUCAUCUGCUAGAUGUGCCUGAUGGUGAAGUGUUGUUCUUAGGACAGAAUGACAAUUUCCUCAAUACCCUUGAUGGUAGAUGUGAGUAAGAAAGAGUCUUCAUAAUAUGCUUUGAUUUUAGGAUCAUUUUAUUGCUUUUUCCUAAUGUAGUCAUAAUGUUGAUGAAACUAAUUUGAGAUCUUAAUAAUGUCCUUAUCAUUGAUUAUAUCAUUUUUCCAGGCUGCUAGACUAAUCAAAGAGUAAUUAUUGGACAAAAGGAAUGGAAUAAUUUAAUUUCAUUGUCCUCAAAGUAGAUGGUAUAUAUAAAUAAAUAUAAAUAUAUAUAUAUAUACACUCCAACAUAACAAUCUCUAUAGACACAUAAUGAAAGGAACAUUGAACUAAAUUUUGCAUGACAUAAAAUUAAACUCAGAUCACACAGUUGUAUUGAUAUAUAUGAAUGGGAAGAGAUGAAAGAAAUGCACAAAUAGUAAUUCACAUCUUUGAUUUCCAAACAGGCUUUUUUGCUUGAUUGAGCAUUGAAUGAGAGGCAUUAGAAACAACCAAGGAGUUUCUUUGGAGCAGUUCCAGUAGCC
This is a messenger RNA of Arachis ipaensis, 2272 nucleotides long. Lineage: Eukaryota; Viridiplantae; Streptophyta; Magnoliopsida; Fabales; Fabaceae. The record is from RefSeq and is a predicted model, not a curated record.